This is a messenger RNA of Episyrphus balteatus (marmalade hoverfly), 2914 nucleotides long. RefSeq lists its product as uncharacterized. Gene Ontology annotation, molecular function: lamin binding; actin filament binding. The record is from RefSeq and is a predicted model, not a curated record. Gene Ontology annotation, biological process: nuclear migration along microtubule. The annotation marks the transcript as partial. Gene Ontology annotation, cellular component: nuclear membrane. Lineage: Eukaryota; Metazoa; Arthropoda; Insecta; Diptera; Syrphidae. The transcript is spliced from 4 exons.
AAAAAAAAGUUGAAAAAUCACCAUUCGUCUUUUUCGCACGCAGCAUGUUCUUCAUGGUGCGCGUGUGAUGUGACAAUUCUCGGCAAAUUUUCAAAUUUUGUUUGCAAAAAAAAAGAAAAAGUUUUUUUUUUUAAAGAAAAUUGUUAUCCAAUCGGUUGUGCUACAAAAAGAAAAAAAAAUUUAUUGAACUACAACAAAAUGCAACAUAUAUUACCACUGGCUAUAAGCCUAAUUCCACUUUUAUCAAUAACUUUUGUGACAUUUUUAAUUCUUUACAAAUUAUACGUAAAAAUAAGAUCAAACUUUAAAGUGACUGUUAAUUGCUGGUUUUGCAAUCAAAAUACUAAAGUCCCUUACUUGGAUGCAAAUAGUUUCACAUGUCCACAAUGUGACCAAUAUAAUGGAUUUACAAAGGAUGGCGAUUAUAAUAGGGAAAUCUAUCAACAGCUGGACUGCAGUAAUUUAUCAUCCUCCAACUCGGCGAAGAGAGACGAUAGACAAAAUGAUUUUUCCGAUUUUAGUGACCAAUUCCCGGCAAAUGGAUUUUGUCAUGUUUGCAAUGAGGGACAACGUUUGAAGAUUGAGAAAUUGGCACAAUUCGAAACGAAGAACGAGUCCAAAUUUGAAAAGGAACUCAAGGUUUACAAAAAUCAACUAGAAGAACAAUACCGACUCUGCACAACAUGCGACCGUCAUCUAAAACGAGUUCUUCGAGAGAAGAAAAAAAUGGUCCUCGGUUCGAAAUUCCUCGACUUUAUCAUCAAAGGAGCUGAAAAAUUCAAACAACCUCAUUUCGCUCGCAUUAAAAAUGCCCAAAAAACAAAGAUGAAGCGCAAAAUUUCCAUCUACAUAGCAGUUUUAGCACUUGUUAAUACAAUUUGUAUUUUGCGCGGUCUUCCAGAUCUGACCAAGGAACAUUUGACUUUUAUUUUCGGAGAUCGCAUUGGCCAUUUUUCAUUUUUAAUGAUCUCACACGUUUUAGCAUUGAUGAAAGUAUUUGCUUCGUAUUCGGAAAUCUUAACAAAUCAUCCAAUGGUACUCAAAGUUGGUCUUUUCCUGAGGACAAUUACAAUGAUGGUGCUUUAUUCAAUGGGCAUGAAACUACCUCAAGUCGCCACUUUAAAUAUGACUUCGUUUUUAAUGCUGGCUUCGCCGUUCUUGAUGCUUACUUUUGCAUUCUUACAUAACUUUGUUGAUGGAUUCAAACUAAGUCGAUUUACAUUCAUGUUGACCUUGUGGAGUUUGUUUGCUGGUGGAAUACUUGACAACGAUAUGCUGAAAGCAUCGAAGGACAUUAUUUUGUUAACUGCAUCACUUAUCACAAUUUACUUAUCCCUCACAAGCAAAUCAGAGUCAAAAUUAUUCCCAAAUGACGACACAAGCAGCAGCUUCCACAAAAUCUACUCCGAAGACUGUUUCAGCGAUGAAGAUACCCGCGAGACCAUCAGUUUGAUUAGCCAAAAACUCAACAGCAGCGGAAAUAGUGUAAUGAGUGCCUCAAGUGGUCGCUCAUUUGUAUCGCAUUCUCAAAUCUCCACCGCGCGUCUGGUCAGAUCUCCAAUUACUUCUUCGGUUAUGAGUUUAAAUGGCGCCCCACGUUCCCCAACAUUUCAAAGUUUCUCUAAAGAUCCUGAUCAGUCUUUGUCGUCGCCGUUUGUAAGGAACCGAAACUACGCUGCUUCGAUGAGUAACUUCUCAACAAAUCGUUCAUUAUUUGCUUCAAAUGUGGAACUCGAUUGUAUACGCCCACAAUCAACUUUUGGGGCCAAUGCCUCAUUUACAGCUCCUUUGGUCAUGAAUGCUACCCUCAAUGCUUCAACAACAAAUAAACUUAAUGAUGAUAGUUUCCAAAAGGCUCCUCUUAGCUUCGUUAACACACCACUUGCUUCUCCCUUCUCUGUAUCCACCAGUGCUGUUUAUCAACAGAGAUCUAACUUACUAACUCCCUCACGCUUUAGUACUAACAGCUUAGCAACUAACAAUCCCUCAGCUUCUUGGCUUUCAGGUGGUUAUUUUAAUAGUGGACAAGUUAAUGCCGCUCAUCAAGCCCAAAUGGAAAAGAAUACUUAUUUUCAGGAUCAUCGCAAUGCAUUGAAUUCCAUUCAGGAGAAUAUUUCACGUGCCUCCUCACAUUCGUCGGGAUUUGAGUCUCAAUCGAGUGCAAAUCAGCGUGAAAAUUCAAUGUGCCCCGAUCAGGAGCAGUACCCUCAAAUUUCUACCUCAAUAUCUGAAGGGCAUCAAAACGGUUUCCAUCCAAUUGACCAAAAUGGUGGCUUAUUCCACCGACCUACUCCUCUUAUGAAUGGCUCUUUCCAACCGCCAGUGACUAUUAACUCAGCCAACUCCGUUUCUGGUUUCUCUUUAGCAAAUUCCUUAAAUACAACUAUUCAGCCACUUUCGGUAAAUUGUAAUCAAGACUAUUGGAAACCAAUGAAAGCACAACCGACUGGUCAGUCUAGAUCAAAUGCAUUUAACCUACGUAAAAUCAAUGAGGAAUUACCACCGAUACAAAGGGGUGCCUUACUGAAGAAGUGGAAGGAAGGUCAGACGCUCUCAUAGAUUUCAUUUUUUCCUGUUAAUUCUUUUUUAUAGUAUUUAAGCUCAACUAUUUGUAAAUAAGACUACAAGACAAAAAAAAAAUAUUUAUAUCACAAUUUUUUUUUAUAAUAAUUUAAGAAAAGAGAAAGUUCUACAAAACAAAGAGAAACAAAAAAAGAGUAAAUAAAAUGACACACUGCCAUCAAAAAAGUCUGCAAAUUUUAUUGUUUAAACUUGAAUUUAAAAAAAAAUAAUAAUUGUCUUCAAUAGGAAUUUUUAAUAAUUAAUUGAUUAGUAUAAGAAUUCUUAUUAUUAUAAGUAUAUAUGAGUUUUUCUAUUUAAAAAAAGUACUACACAAAAUUAGAGAUCUCUUUUA